Messenger RNA from Penicillium cataractarum, 189 nucleotides. Its product is annotated as geranylgeranyl diphosphate synthase type III. The transcript has 2 exons. The record is from RefSeq and is a predicted model, not a curated record. Lineage: Eukaryota; Fungi; Ascomycota; Eurotiomycetes; Eurotiales; Aspergillaceae. The coding region runs from base 1 to 189 and encodes 62 amino acids.
AUGUUCCAGAAUCCUGCACUAAAAGUUUCUCUCGAGAAACCUGGCAUGCCAGAAGUCAUCAGGUAUGCAAUAACUUCACCUAUUGUUUGUUCUGGAAGUCGAAACAUUGUGACAGAGCCAUUCGAAUAUCUUUCUUCAAAUCCGGGAAAGAACAUUCGUAGCCCCUUGAUGAAUGCCUUCAAUGAAUAG